Molecule: messenger RNA, 1863 nt
Organism: Manis pentadactyla (Chinese pangolin)
Lineage: Eukaryota; Metazoa; Chordata; Mammalia; Pholidota; Manidae
Gene: KATNA1
Product: katanin catalytic subunit A1
Exons: 11
Coding region: 237-1712 (491 amino acids)
Biological process (GO): microtubule severing
Cellular component (GO): microtubule cytoskeleton
Molecular function (GO): ATP hydrolysis activity; ATP binding; microtubule binding
Source: RefSeq, a predicted model, not a curated record
CGCUCCCGGGACGUGGAUCCGCGUGCACCCGAAUCGCCGAGACCACCCCCAGCACCGGAAGUGACCCUGGCGGGUUUUCCUUCAAAUUCUGCGUGAGCUGAAGAAUCGCUGGGGGCUGGAGGCGGUUGGACGCGGUAGUCCUGGGGCCAUAACCACAGAGUGGGCUGCAUAGGGCCCUCCGCCUGGCGGUGGGCGGUUUCCCGAGGAGCGUCGGCUGCCACAGCUUACAGUCGAGCAUGAGUCUUCUAAUGAUAAGUGAGAAUGUAAAAUUGGCUCGUGAAUAUGCGCUGCUGGGAAACUAUGACUCUGCGAUGGUGUAUUAUCAGGGAGUUCUUGACCAAAUGAACAAGUACCUGUAUUCAGUCAAAGAUACCUAUCUCCAGCAGAAAUGGCAACAGGUUUGGCAGGAAAUAAAUGUGGAAGCUAAACAUGUCAAGGAUAUCAUGAAAACACUCGAGAGCUUUAAACUAGACAGCACCCCACUGAAAGCGGCACAGCAUGAAUUUCCGGCCUCCGAGGGCGAAGUCUGGUCCUUGCCUGUCCCUGUUGAACGAAGACCCUCUCCAGGAUCUAGAAAACGCCAGACUCCUCAGUACAGUGACCCCAAACCACAUGGUAACCGUCCAGGUACAACUGUCCGAGUUCACCGUCCCUCUGCACACAAUCUUCACAAUGAUAGAGGGAAGGCUCUUCGUUGUCGGGAGAAGAAAGAACAGAAUAAAGGAAGAGAGGAAAAGAACAAAUCACCUGCUGCAGUUACAGAACCAGAGACAAAUAAAUUUGAUAGCACUGGAUAUGAUAAGGACUUAGUAGAAGCUUUGGAGAGAGAUAUAAUUUCUCAGAACCCCAAUGUUCGAUGGGAUGAUAUUGCUGAUUUAGUAGAAGCUAAAAAGUUGCUUAAGGAAGCUGUGGUAUUACCAAUGUGGAUGCCAGAAUUCUUUAAGGGCAUUAGGAGACCAUGGAAGGGAGUGUUGAUGGUUGGCCCUCCUGGCACGGGAAAGACCCUCCUUGCCAAAGCAGUAGCUACAGAGUGCAAGACAACAUUUUUCAAUGUCUCUUCAUCAACUCUGACUUCCAAAUACAGAGGAGAGUCUGAGAAGCUUGUUCGUCUCCUGUUCGAAAUGGCUCGAUUUUAUUCUCCAGCUACCAUAUUUAUUGAUGAGAUAGAUUCCAUUUGUAGUCGCAGAGGGACGUCGGAAGAGCACGAAGCAAGCAGAAGGGUGAAAGCUGAGCUGCUGGUUCAGAUGGAUGGUGUUGGAGGUGCUUCUGAAAAUGAUGACCCUUCCAAAAUGGUUAUGGUUCUGGCAGCUACUAAUUUCCCCUGGGAUAUUGAUGAGGCUUUAAGACGUCGCCUUGAAAAAAGAAUCUAUAUUCCCUUACCUUCAGCAAAAGGCAGAGAGGAGCUAUUACGAAUAAGUCUACGUGAGCUGGAAUUGGCUGAUGAUGUUAACCUUGCAAGUAUAGCAGAAAACAUGGAAGGUUAUUCAGGUGCGGACAUUACCAAUGUGUGCAGGGAUGCAUCCUUGAUGGCAAUGAGAAGGCGUAUUGAAGGUUUGACCCCAGAAGAAAUUAGGAAUCUUUCAAGAGAAGAAAUGCACAUGCCUACAACUAUGGAAGACUUUGAAAUGGCUUUAAAAAAGGUUUCUAAGUCAGUAUCUGCUGCAGACAUUGAAAGAUAUGAGAAAUGGAUAUUUGAGUUUGGAUCAUGCUAAAUUCUCACAUAUAAUCUGAGAAACCUGCCUUGUUUGAAUAAUAAUUAAAUGUAGUAUUUCAUUGUACCGAGUGCUAUAUUUUUUUAAACUUUCAUAAUGGUAAGAAAAAAAACCCAUGAUUUUGAAUAAAGGCAGUUUUUUAAAGCUGCAA